AGUGUGAAGAAGAAGAGGCGAGAACGACCCCCGGACCGACCAAAGCCCGCGCGCGCUGCAUCCCGCGUCCAGCACCUACGUCCCGCCGCCGUCGCCACCAUGCCCAAGAGAAAGGCUGAAGGGGAUGCUAAAGGAGAUAAAGCCAAGGUGAAGGACGAACCACAGAGAAGAUCCGCGAGGUUGUCUGCUAAACCUGCUCCUCCAAAGCCAGAGCCCAAGCCUAAAAAGGCCCCUGCAAAGAAGGGAGAGAAGGUACCCAAAGGGAAAAAGGGAAAAGCUGAUGCUGGCAAGGAGGGGAAUAACCCUGCAGAAAACGGAGAUGCCAAAACAGACCAGGCACAGAAAGCUGAAGGUGCUGGAGAUGCCAAGUGAAGUGUGUGCAUUUUUGAUAACUGUGUACUUCUGGUGACUGUACAGUUUGAAAUACUAUUUUUUAUCAAGUUUUAUAAAAAUGCAGAAUUUUGUUUUACUUUUUUUUUUUUUUUUUUUUUUUUAAAGCUAUGUUGUUAGCACACAGAACACUUCAUUGUUGUUUUUGGGGGAAGGGGCAUAUGUCACUAAUAGAAUGUCUCCAAAGCUGGAUUGAUGUGGGGAAAACACCUUUCCCUUCUAGUUUUGAGAGACUUCCUCUUGGUUCCCAGGAGGAGGGAUUCCCUACUUUGACACACAUGGCCACCUUGGCACAAAAGCCUUGUGGUAUGGAAAAACAAAUUUGUUUUUAUGUUCUCUUCUCCCUUUCCAUCUUUCAGCAUAGACUUAACUCCCUUAAGCCCAGACAUCUGUUGGGACCUGACCCCUAGUCAGUGGUUACCAGUGUGUCAGGCAAUCUGGACUUUCCAGUGAUGCCACUGAGAUGGCACCUGUCAAAACAGCAUGGUUCCAUUUCUAGAUUGUGGAUCUUCAGAUAAAUUCUGCCAUUUUCAUUUCACUUCCUGAAAGUCAGGGUCGGCUUGUGAAAAGUUGUUAAACAACAUGCUAAAUGUGAAAUGUCAACCCUCACUCUAAACUUUCCCUGUUCAGAGCAUCAGAUGAAGACUUCAUUGGGUUUUAUAGUGGCUUUCUGAUUUUUGGUAGUCCAUUGAAGAAGGGAGUUUGAAAGUUGUUGUAUACUGUUAACGAUUGUCUGCCCAUGUCCUGCCUGAAAUACCAUGAUUGUUUAUGGAAAGUAUCUUUAAUAAAGCUGGAUACAGUU
Molecule: messenger RNA, 1192 nt
Organism: Rhinopithecus roxellana (golden snub-nosed monkey)
Lineage: Eukaryota; Metazoa; Chordata; Mammalia; Primates; Cercopithecidae
Product: non-histone chromosomal protein HMG-17
Exons: 1
Coding region: 100-372 (90 amino acids)
Biological process (GO): chromatin organization
Cellular component (GO): nucleus; chromatin
Molecular function (GO): nucleosomal DNA binding
Source: RefSeq, a predicted model, not a curated record